Messenger RNA from Pocillopora damicornis (cauliflower coral), 2902 nucleotides. RefSeq names its product NACHT, LRR and PYD domains-containing protein 3. Gene Ontology annotation, biological process: regulation of apoptotic process. The record is from RefSeq and is a predicted model, not a curated record. Gene Ontology annotation, molecular function: protein binding. Lineage: Eukaryota; Metazoa; Cnidaria; Anthozoa; Scleractinia; Pocilloporidae.
AAGGACACUGAUUCAGCUACAUAAUGGCUUGUAUAAGUUCUUAAUUCUUAGUGCUGCGAAAACAACAAUGAUUGAAAUGCUACCCUCAUAACGCUUUACGGACGAUAAAAUGGAAAACUGAACAGCAGCGAAAGUCAUGGAUCCCUUUCGUGUUAAGCUGUUGUCUAUCUCAAAUGGAAUCACUGAUCGAGAAUUCGUUGAGUUGAAGUUUAUGUGCAAGCAGCACAUUCCUGUCGGAGUUUUGGAGAGACUUAAAAGGCCACUAGAGUUGUUUGAUGAACUUGAAAACAGAAACUUGCUAAAUGCGGAGAACAAGGAAUUUCUGGCCGCCAUCUUAUGUGGAAUCAAUCGCCUGGAACUGAGAGAUGACCUAUUGGAUCAAGCCAGUGAAAGAAAAGUUUCAUCUCCAUUGAAUACAUUUCAAGAAUCUUUAUGUGACCUAUACAAGAAUGUGAUUGGAUGGCUACAGCCUCUUGCAUGGAAUAAGUCAUUUCAUAUUCACAUCAAACACAUCUAUACCAAUCUCCAGAUGAUCACAGAGACUCAUCAAGGGAGAACCAUUAAAAAGGAGCCCUUGAACUCGUAUGUUGAGGUCUUUCAACAGCGCUCACCUUUCACCAAGCAAAAACGUAUCCUUAUUGAAGGACAAGCUGGUGUGGGAAAGAGUACGUUUUUGUCACUGAUAGUGUACGACUGGGCUUGUGGAAAUCCCAAUUUACAGCAAUUCAAGCUUAUCCUUUUUAUGGAACUGAAGCAGAUGAAAGGAAAUCUGAAGAGUGACCUUUUUGAGUUUCUCUUUCCAAGAGAUUUCCCUUACUCUGCUGAUUAUCUCUUCCAGUAUAUCUCUGCCAACCAAGAAGAUGUUCUUUUAAUUUUAGAUGGUUAUGAUGAAGUCAAUCCUGUACAACUGAAGGAUAUUGAAGAUCUCAUCAUGGGCAAGAUAUUCAGAAAUUGUACUGUCAUUGUGACGUCACGGCCAGGUAAAGGUGCCCGUGUACACUGGUUCAUGGAUUCUCGUAUUGAGAUCACUGGUUUCACAAGUGAGAACAUUCAUGAAUUUGUUCUCAAGUACUUUCAAGAUGAUGUACCAAUGGCUGAGAGUUUGAUAGCACAACUUGAAAUGCAUCCUGUUGCUGAGAACAUUGCCAGAAUUCCUCUUACAGCAAUGCUCAUCUGUGCAAUGUGGGAGGAGAUGCCUCAAGCAGCUCUGCUUUCAUCAAUGACAACUCUUUUCACUGAACUCACUCUUUUGCUUGUGAAGAGAUAUUAUGCUAGACAAUCUGGUCAGAACAGCAUUGAUCCUGGUGAUAUCUCCACCCUAGAAGAUAUUCCAGAUGAUCUAUUCCAGAGCCUUUUAUCACUGGGGGAAAUUUCACUCAAUGGAUUGCUGAAUGAUCAGUUACUUUUUGACGUACAGGAACUUGAGAGAAAGUGCACCUACAAAGGUGUUUUAGACAUUGGUUUCCUAUCAAAGGAGUUGGGAGCUUCAAGGCUUAAACCCGUUGAGAAGUGUCGGUUUUCACACAGAUCCUAUCAAGAAUUUCUUGCAGCCCUGUGGUUGAGCAACAAGAUCAAGCACGCUUUCACAGACAGAUCUGUCUUUGAUUUUGUCAGUGUUUACAUCAUGAACUGCCUGUCCUCAGGAUUAAAUUCUGUUCUCUUUCUUUUCACACCUGGGCUAUUAGGAGAUGCCUUUCCACCUGUGCUGGAGCUUCUUUUGCAGGAAGGUGCUGCUGAGGUUGAAGAAGAUGUAAGCCUUGCACAGUUGUUCUUUGAAGUUUGUAUUCUCGCCUUAUAUGAAUCAAACCAGGGACAAUUGGCCUAUAAACUGGGGUCACAAAUGCCCCCAGGUGUGGCAGCACUACAUCAUUUAAAUGCAACCCCAUACAAAGUUAGGGCUCUGGUUUUUUUUCUGUUGAAUGUCCAAACAGUGAAGUCUCUACUGAUAGAGCACAGUCAAGUAGGAAAGCAAGCUCUACAAGUACUUGCAAGGUUCCUACCUGAAAUGGUCUCAGUCCAAGAGGUAAACCUGCAGUCAAACAUGAUCACUGAUGGUAAUUUGAUUGCUUUUACAAAGUCACUCUCUCAUGUGCCUCAUCUGGAAAGGUUAUCACUUGCAAACAACUGCAUCACAGAUCAUGGUUUGGGGUUUCUAAUCUCAGCUUUUAAAGAUCUUCCAAAUUUGGAACACUUGGAUCUCCAUGGCAACAAGCUCUCUGAUGCAGGUUUUGGAUUGGUAGCUCCAGCACUCUCACUCCUACCAAAGCUAAAAGAGCUGCGGCUCGGUUGUCCUGUGGUAUCUGGGACAGAAGAAAUGCCACAAGGUGAAGAAAGGAGUUCACCCAAAGUGUUGUCUGAGACAGUGUUUAAUUCCCUGAUGGAGGCUGUCCAUUCUCAUGCAACGCUACAAGAAGUCAGCUUGGACACAAAAGCCCUGCCAUUGGGGCUGGAUUGUUUAAUGUUUGACAGGCUCAAGAUUUCCUGAAUUAUUGUUGAAGAAAUCUUCAACACAUUUAAUCUUCAACAAAUACCUCCAAAUAUGCAAAAGAUUUGUCAUAGCAGUGGUUCCAUUGAGCAUUCAUAUGAAACUAGGAUAAGGAGUUUGCCCCUGGUUGAAAUGAAACGAGGAACUGUUUUUUUUUAUAACUUGAUUGAAUUAAAAGAUUAUAGUUGGACAGAAACUUAAUAAUGUAUAGUAAAGUCACUCUUCCUCUCUUACUAGUUAUUCUCAUUUUUUUUUUUUAACAUCUGUACAAAGUUUUUUUUAAUGGUGGCAAGUGGGAGUUAAAAAUGAGGGGGGUAGGGGGGGGGAUUUUUUUUUCACACUACUCCCUUCAUGAAAAAAUUGCACUUCACUCCAGCCUCUUGCUUGCCUCCAUUUGCCAAUAAAAUGCAAAAAAAA